CCCAAAGUGUGACACCCCCUCAUGUCACAUCCCAGUGCCACCCUGUGAGGGGGGGACAGCACCCAUAGACCCCCCCCCCCCGAAAUUUGCACCCCAGGGAGGGGGCUGUUCCCUUAACACCCGUGGUGGGGGGGGAACUCAGUGAAACACCCUUUUUCCCCCCAAAAUGAGCCAAAUCUGAGGGAAAUGAAAGGGAUUAAAAUGAGGGGUGCACAAAGGGGGGGUUAUCCUUGGCUGGGACAAAGGGACUGGGGGAGCCCCCCUGGAUCAACCCCGUGUGUUCCCCCCUCCCUUUGUGACAACAAACACCAGGCCCCCCCUGCAGUAUUUACUGUCAACACCCCAAACUGGCCCCGACUGGGCCAAACUGGGCCCAACCCUGCUUACAUCACCCCUCCCCGUGCCUAUAAAGCCAUGGGGGGAGUGGGAACUCACCUGUCUGUCCCUCUCUGCUGCCACCCUGUCCGUGGGGUGUCCCCCCCUGCCUUGAGAUCCCCCCAAAAUGCUCUUCUGGCACGGCCAACCCGACCACUACUGGCCCAGCGCGGGGGACGUGUACCCCCUUCCCGCUUCUGGAGUGCUCAGGGACCCCCCCGUCCUGCCCUACCUGAAGCAGGAGGAGCCCAACGGCAUCUCCACGUCCCAGCCCGAAUUCCCGGCGUUCCAGUACGUCCUGUGCGCCCCCACCUCCCCCGCCGUGCGGCACCACGAGGAGACCCUCACCUACCUCAACCAGGGGCAGUCGUACGAGAUCCGCAUGGUGGGGACCCCUCGGGGGGACCCCGCGGAGGGACGGAGGAUGGUCAAGAGCGUGGUCCGCGUGUCCUUCCACGACCGGCGCCUGCAGUACUCGGAGCAGCAGCAGCUCGAGGGCUGGCGGUGGAGCCGCCCCGGCGACCGAAUCCUCGACAUCGACAUCCCGCUCUCCGUCGGCAUCCUCGAGCCCCAAAUCCACCCCACGCUGCUCAACACGGUGGAAUUCCUGUGGGACCCCUCCAGGCGCACCUCCGUGUUCGUGCAGGUUCACUGCAUCAGCACCGAGUUCACCCUGCGCAAGAACGGGGGGGAGAAGGGGGUCCCCUUCCGCAUCCAGAUCGACACCUUCGGGGCGGGGGGCAAGGGAGACCCCCCCGAGCACCUGCACUCUGCCAGCUGCCUGGUCAAGGUGUUCAAGCCCAAGGGGGCCGAUAGGAAGCAGAAGACGGACCGGGAGAAGGUGGAGAAGCAGCCGCCACCGGAGCGGGAGAAAUUCCAGCCGUCCUACGAGAGCACCGUGCUGGCCGAGUGCCCCCCAUGGCCAGACAUGCUGGGUGCCCCCCACAGCCCCCCGGGCACGCCGGGGCUGCCGAGCCCUCACCCCCUCAAGCUGCUGAGCCCCGAGAGGUGCCCCGGCCCCUCCCGCAGGGGGUGUGCAUCGCCCGCCUGCGCUGCCGAGGGACCCGCCGAGAGUCCCGGCGAGGUGCUCAGUCCCUGCGCGUCCCCCCUGGAGACGCAGCAGUGGCUCCUCCGGCGCCGCUUCUCCGCCUGCGCCCGCGUGUUCGCCAACUUCACAGGCGCCGACCUGCUGAAGCUCUCCCGCAGGGACCUGAUCCAGAUCUGCGGGGCCCCCGACGGCAUCCGCCUGUGCCACGCGCUGGAGGGCAGGUGCCCGCGGCCCCGGCUGACCCUCUACGUGGCACGGGAGCCUGGCGGGGCUGAGGGUGCGGAGGAUGGGGGCUCAGGGCCGUACCAGGAGCUGCACCUGGAGCAGCUGACGGUGGCCGAGCUCACCGGGAAGCUCGCGGAGCUCCUGGGGCUCCCCCCGGGCCAGAUCCUGCGGCUCUCCCGCCAGGGACCCUCCGGCAUCCAGGUCCUCGUCAGCGACGCGAUGCUCAGGACCCUCCAGGACGAGGCCAGUUUCGUGGUGGUGAUCACCAAAGGACCCGGAGCUGGAGCCGUGCUGGGAUGGGGAGAGGAACACCGGGAUGGAGAGAGGAACACCAGGAUGGAGAGCGGCCUCAAUCCCUGUGGGGGUUUGGGGUCCCCCCCACCUCAGCUCCACCUAUAUCUUACCCCUAUAUCUUACCCCUAUACAUCUGUAUCUGUGGAUUUACUCUCAGUGAAUGCAUUAUUAUACCCCCAGCGCCCAGGCAAGCACAGAUCACACCAUUAAAACAGUAUUUCCCAGCUCUCUGCACCACAGAGCACAGCACAAGGCUCAGCUCCUGCAUCCAGUCCCUCGGGCUGAGCUCCCUCCCCCCAAGCUAAAAACAGGUUAAAAACCUUGAGUGGGACAGAGCCAGAGUUGGGAAGGAGGGAGGGAUUUGCACAGAGGAGGGAAAGAGGCUUCUCCUUGAUUUUCCCCAUUAUUUUGCUCUCCUGGCACUUCAGCACAAGGAGCCUCUGCUGGGACUUGGCCCAGAGGGAGGACAGAAACCUUGAGAUGGAAAAUAAACCCCCCUCCAAACAACUCAAUCCUUCACCAGAAGAGGGCAAAAUGUUUCAAACCUCAUUUUUUCGGGACGCUGUAGCCAAGAUCCCUCACCCUGCCAUAAAAAAAAAAAAAACACAACCCAAAAUCAAGCCCAAGCACCCACCACACCUUAGGCCAGCCCUGAGCAACACAGGGAAAAUCAAAUAAAAAUACGAGGGAAAUUACAGUGAGGUUUAGAAAAAGAGGAAUUUGUCAAAGUCCUUGUUUGAAACAAGCACAUCACACCUGCCCCAUCCUCCCCCUCUGUGGGAGCGCUCAAGAACUGGGAUAAAAAGUGCCUUAAAAGAGCAGAAAAGCCUCGUUUUUGGUUGCACUGGAUGUGCUGGAGGAUCUCCCAGCCCGGGAGCCCCGGGGCUGAUUCCCUGGAGAGGUGUCUUUGUCCCUGCCCCAUCUGCAGCCCAAGGGCACAGGGAGGCCCAGCAGGAAUUGGGCUGUGGGAGCUGCAAGGCAGGUCGCAGGUCACAGGAAAACUCUGCUGGGAGGUGGGAACGGACAUUCCAGGACUGGGGGACACAACCCGGGAGGUUUCCAGGGGAGGACAGGGAGGGAGCUGGGACAGGGGUGGGGCUCAGAAAUCACAGGAUGGAGCAAUUCCCCUACAUUUUGGGAGCUGACUCCCAGUUGCCCAACACCCUUCACAGCCACCUGAGGAGGGGCUGAGCUUUAAGGACCCUUCCAAACCAUUCCAUGGUUCACACACCUGGAGAGCCCCCAAACACCCUCCCUGUCCAGGUGCAGGAGGUGGAUUCUCUUCCAGGAAUUCAUCCCUCCCGUGAGACGGGGCUUGGAAAAUGGUGUUUAUUGGUACUUAUAAAUACAAACAUCAGGAAGAGUCCAUUUGAAGACGGAUAAUUGAUUUAAAAGGACACUGUCAAGUAGUUUCGAGCUACCUUAAUGCUGCCACCCUGGUUGGCAAACAGAAAAGAGAAUGCUUUGGGUUCUGUGUUCUCGAGUUUCCCCUGGAAAACUCCGCUCUUUUCCAAAGGAAUCCGGUCAGACAACAACACCCCCGCCUCCGAAAUCCCACUUUUCGCUCUCCCCUGCCACAGUAUGAACUGAACAAAGUGUUUUGCUUUUUUGUGUGUGGUUUUUUUUUUUCCCCAGAGCUGUGCAAAUCCUGUGAUUGCUGGGUGACCCCCUCGCCCGGCCAAGUCCGUCACCACCAUCCUCUGCCACCCUUGAAACCUGGAGAGAAGUUCUGGAAAUGAAGCCCCUCGAGGAAGGGAGGGGCAAUCCAACAGCACUAAAGGUGGUUUGAAUAAAUAUGAAGGGAUUAAAAGCAUCUACAGGAA
Molecule: messenger RNA, 3765 nt
Organism: Myiozetetes cayanensis
Lineage: Eukaryota; Metazoa; Chordata; Aves; Passeriformes; Tyrannidae
Product: transcription factor CP2-like protein 1
Biological process (GO): regulation of transcription by RNA polymerase II
Cellular component (GO): nucleus
Molecular function (GO): DNA-binding transcription activator activity, RNA polymerase II-specific; RNA polymerase II cis-regulatory region sequence-specific DNA binding
Source: RefSeq, a predicted model, not a curated record